AUGCUGCCUAGAUUAGCACUCACAAGGACGUCCUUGCUCGCAGCGAGGAUCGUCACCCCGAGGAGCGUCGUCGCUUCCCGGCCCCUCGCGCGAUCGGCCAUCCUUCCCCGUCAGAAUGUUUUCUCCCGGAUUGGAGCCCUCCGCUCCAUUACAUCUGGUCGGGAAUACUCUGCUACCGCCGUCAAGGAGGUAGAGGCCGAAGCGGAGGCCGAAGAGUUCUUCGCCGACGCGCUCGCUUCUACCGUCGCGUCACCUGCCACUUCGACCGCGGACGAGAACGCCCCUUCAUACGCCCCUCCACCUGCCUCAUCCCAAUCCUCAUCGCGCUCGAAACAUUCGAGAAAAGUCCCGGAGCCAGCAGCGGAGGAGUCUCAGGGGGACGAGGGAUCCUUUGCCUCGCUGAAGGGACGGAUCAAUUAUGACACUCUCAAGGCGCUCACGGUCAAGCCGUUCCAGCUGUUGACGAUGUCGGAGGUGCAGAAGCGGGUCAUGGCGUUGAUGCCUGGGCUGGCGGGAGCGAAGCUCAAGAGCAAGGCGAAGGAGGAUGCGCAGGCGCGCGGGGAAGACAUAGAGAAGCUGGAGAAAGGAGAGGGAAGGUCAGAUCUGCUCGUGAAGGCAAGGACAGGUACCGGGAAGACCUUGGCCUUCCUCAUCCCCGCCAUCGAUGCGCGUCUGUCCAAGCUGGAUGAGCUUGCCUCUGCCCCAGGACCAGACGGUCAACCCCUGACCAAAGCCCUCGCUGGUGAACUCUACCGCCAAGUCUCCCGGUCGCACGUCGGCACCCUCAUCGUCUCCCCCACUCGUGAACUCGCUACUCAGAUCGCCACCGAGGCGCGGAAAGUCUGCACCUGGAACAAGGACCUUCAAGUCCAUUUGUUCGUCGGUGGCGAGUCUCGCCGGGCACAGCUCGGUGACUUCCGUCGCGGCCGGAAGGACAUUAUCGUUGCCACCCCUGGGCGGUUGAACGAUCUCCUCUCGGAGCCAAUCGUCAGGCAGGCGAUUGAAAAGACGGACAUGUUGGUCCUGGACGAGGCGGACACUCUGCUGGAGAUGGGAUUCAAGAAGGAACUUGCGGACAUUAUCAGCCACCUCCCUUCCUCCCGCCAAACCUUCCUCUUCUCCGCCACCGUCUCCCCUGCCAUUGCGCAAAUCGCCCGCGCCUCGCUCAAACCCAACCACCUCAUGAUUGACUGCGUACCGAAAAACGAGUCCAACGUCCACCUCCACAUCCCCCAAUACUUCGCCACCGUCCCCGCCGAGCAGCAGCUCUCUCACGUCAUCAAACUGAUCGCCCACGAUCAGCUCACCAAACCCGACAGCAAAAUCAUCCUCUUCCUCCCUACGACCAAAAUGACUAUGCUCACGGCCACCCUGCUGCGCGAGCUCAAACACCUCCUUCCGCGUGGCACUGAGCUGCGCGAGAUCCACAGUCAGCUCAGCCAGGACAGGCGGACGCGCGCAUCGGAUCGGUUCAGGAAAGACUCGCGGCCGUCUAUCCUCGUCACGUCGGACGUAUCCGCUCGGGGCGUUGACUAUCCCGGUGUGACACGCGUCAUACAGGUCGGUGUGCCCACUACGCCCGAGCAGUACAUCCACCGAGUGGGUCGGACGGGCCGAGCGGGCAAAGCUGGCGGAAGGGGCGAUCUUGUCCUUCUGCCAUGGGAGACGGGAUACCUGAACGGUAUGAAGGCCGUUCCUAUCCAGGAGAACACCGGGGAGGAUCUCGCCACCGCUCUCGCCGAGGUCGCGCCGGACACGUACCAGGCGACCAUGGCGACGAUCGACAAGACAGUCAAGGAGUUCUUGCCCACGCUGGAUCCCGAGGCGGUCAACGAGGUGUUUACCAGCCUGCUCGGUUACUAUGCGGGGCGGAAGGAGCAACUGAACAUCGGCGCUGGGCGCUUAGUGCAAGAAGUAAAGGACUGGGCGGUCGAGGCUGGAGGAUUGGAUGAGAGGCCGCAUGUCGGCGAGAACAUGCUGGCCAAGAUGGGCCUGAAGGAGCGCGGGGGACGAGGUGGAUUCGGAGGUGGAGGGGGCCGUGGUGGCUUUGGCGGUCGUGGUGGCGGCGGUGGAGGCCGUUUCGGAGGUGGCGGAGGCUUCGGAGGUCGCAGGGAUGGCGGCGAGGGAGGUGGCUUUGCACGCAGAGAAGGUGGUGGUGGCGGCUUCGGUAGAUCAGAAGGCGGCGGCGGAGGAUAUCACGGCCGGAGCGAGGGCGGAGGAGGCGGAUACCGGCCGCGUGGCGAUAGCGAGAGUGGAGGUGGAGGUGGCUUUAUGGGUCGAUCCCGCGACUCUGAGGGCGGCAGCGAAGGUCGAUUUGGCAGCGGUAUGAGGGGUGGCUUCAGGGGUGGUGAUAGGGGAGGUGGGGGCGAGAGAGGAGGAUUUGGCGGAAGUGGAGGCGAGUUUGGGGGACGACAGGAGAAUGAUCAGCCAUGGAGGAACCGGGGGCGUAUGGAGCGAUCCUGA
Dioszegia hungarica is the source of this 2463-nucleotide messenger RNA. Its product is annotated as P-loop containing nucleoside triphosphate hydrolase protein. Gene Ontology annotation, molecular function: nucleic acid binding; ATP binding. The coding region runs from base 1 to 2463 and encodes 820 amino acids. The transcript has 3 exons. Gene Ontology annotation, cellular component: mitochondrion. The record is from RefSeq and is a predicted model, not a curated record. Lineage: Eukaryota; Fungi; Basidiomycota; Tremellomycetes; Tremellales; Bulleribasidiaceae.